AUGGAAGCGAAACCCUUGGACUUUGCUGCAGGUCCGCUAGUUUGGAUUGACUGCGAAAUGACGGGUCUCAAUCCGCGCAAGGAUAGAAUCUUGGAGAUUGCAGUGUUGAUUACGAACGGAAACUUGGAGACCGUCGACCAAGGCAUUUCGUACAUUAUCAAGACAGACAAGGAGUUACUCGAGAAUAUGGGCGAAUGGUGUCGAGACACUCACGGCGCGAGCGGCUUGACGCAAGCAUGCAUAAAUUCGCCUCACAGCAAAGACUUCGUCCGACAAGAAGUCCUCAACUACAUCAAGAAGUGGAUACCCAACAACCGGGUGGGCGUACUCGCCGGAAAUUCCGUUCAUAUGGACAGGGCAUUCCUCGUUGAGGAAAUGCCAGAAAUUGUUGACUGGCUGCAUUAUCGCAUAGUCGAUGUAUCGUCCAUCAAAGAACUCGCGCGGCGGUGGUAUAGGACAUCGAAGACGCAGGUCCCAAAAGAGCCUGCUCACAGGCGAGCCUUCUCCUCUUCCUCCACAAGCAGCUCCUCAUUUUUCCGCAGAGCUCUCGACGAUAUCCAAGGGUCUAUCAGGGAACUGAAGUGGUAUCGGGAGAAUCUAUUCUUGCCGCCAAGCUUGGCACCUGUCGUAGAGCAAGGUCGCCGGUAUUAG
This is a messenger RNA of Dichomitus squalens LYAD-421 SS1, 651 nucleotides long. RefSeq names its product oligoribonuclease. NCBI's taxonomy places the organism in Eukaryota, Fungi, Basidiomycota, Agaricomycetes, Polyporales, Polyporaceae. Bases 1 to 651 code for a protein of 216 amino acids. The record is from RefSeq and is a predicted model, not a curated record. Gene Ontology annotation, cellular component: mitochondrion. The transcript has 7 exons. Gene Ontology annotation, molecular function: nucleic acid binding; 3'-5'-RNA exonuclease activity.